Molecule: messenger RNA, 471 nt
Organism: Aspergillus niger
Lineage: Eukaryota; Fungi; Ascomycota; Eurotiomycetes; Eurotiales; Aspergillaceae
Exons: 4
Coding region: 1-471 (156 amino acids)
Source: RefSeq, a predicted model, not a curated record
AUGAUCACCUGUUCAGCGUUCAGCAGAACCCGGGGAGAGGAGGGGGGAGGCAAAACAAAAAAAAAGAAAAUGAGGGUUCCGAAAAGAGGGCGAAAAGGAAAAAUUGCAAAAGAGGAAAAGACUGAAUUUCCAGUGCAGUCGAAGAAGAAGCCCAGAAGACAAGCCAUCCAGAAACACCCGAUCUGGAUGCAAGUCUCGCCGGGCCCCUGGGCUGAAGAGAUCGGGUGGAUGGAUAACCUCGGAGACGCUUACUGGACCAUCUCAGCGCAAUUUGCCUUUUGCGUGACAUGCUCUACAUCUGCAGAUGGUUUCAUCACUGGCUCGAUCGUCGCAUCUGGCAAGGUCGUCGCGGAGUCUGUCUGUGGCUUGCCCGAGAUGCGCAUGCCUACGAACCCUCUAGGUUGCGGCCCAUCCGUGACUGGUUGGUGGGAGGUAUACGCCACCUGUUGCUUGCUGGAAGGGGGCGGCUGA